UCUCUUUUGUAAGAAAUGUUUAUAAAUAUUAUCGUUUAAAAAUGGUGGACAAGUCACCAAAUACGUUGCCUCUAACAAGGGUUAAAACAAUAAUGAAAAGCUCUCCAGAAGUUUCCAGCAUUAGCCUAGAAGCGUUACAUUUAACAGGAAAAGCAACGGAAUUGUUUAUUCAAGCUUUGGCAAAGUUUUCCUAUCAACAAAGUAGCAACAAAUCAUUUUUACAGUACAAUGAUCUGGCAGAAAUUGUCAAUUCUGAAGAUACUCUGCAAUUUUUACAUGACAUUGUUCCUCGUAAAAUCAAGGCUAAAGAAUUUCUAAAAUUAAUGAAAGAUAAACAUGAUGAUGAUGAAUGACAUGUUCAAGAAAUGGACAUUCGCAAACAAAAAAGUUACUUUGCUUAUUAACUUCAGUUUGUGUGUGGAUUUCCUUGAGAGAAAAGUGUUACAGAAUGUUUGGUAAUGAAAGAGCUUUCAGGCAGGCCAAGUUGUAUUGGUAUUCUGAGUGUGCAAUUUGUGUAACUUCUGCAUUCAUUGAUCUUAUUUUACAUAAUGACUGAUGAAGAAAAUAAAAUAAUGUUAUUGAGAUUAA
Biomphalaria glabrata is the source of this 588-nucleotide messenger RNA. Its product is annotated as chromatin accessibility complex protein 1-like. Gene Ontology annotation, molecular function: protein heterodimerization activity. Gene Ontology annotation, cellular component: nucleus; CHRAC. The record is from RefSeq and is a predicted model, not a curated record. The transcript is spliced from 3 exons. Lineage: Eukaryota; Metazoa; Mollusca; Gastropoda; Planorbidae. Bases 42 to 353 code for a protein of 103 amino acids.